Neltuma alba is the source of this 1198-nucleotide messenger RNA. Its product is annotated as receptor-like protein kinase FERONIA. Lineage: Eukaryota; Viridiplantae; Streptophyta; Magnoliopsida; Fabales; Fabaceae. Gene Ontology annotation, cellular component: plasma membrane; plasmodesma. Gene Ontology annotation, biological process: protein autophosphorylation. Bases 1 to 1152 code for a protein of 383 amino acids. Gene Ontology annotation, molecular function: transmembrane receptor protein tyrosine kinase activity; ATP binding. The record is from RefSeq and is a predicted model, not a curated record. The transcript has a single exon.
AUGAGACUCACUUCCAUAGUUGUGGGGUCAACUUCUGGCUUCAUUCUGCUAUCUCUCAUCGUUUUGCUGGCUUAUUGUCAAUUGGCCAGAGCUGCAACCAAUCAAGAAAAUUCACAGUGGGGACCAAAAUCAUUGGCGACGUCAAAAGCGAACACCUCCUCAUUGUUACCAUCCGAUUUAUGUCGUUACUUCUCAAUAAGCGAGGUAAGAGCAGCCACUAAUAAUUUUCAUGAUAGUUUAAUUAUUGGUGUCGGAGGGUUUGGUAAUGUCUAUAAAGGCCACAUUGAGAACGGUUCAAUUCCUGUGGCAAUCAAACGGCUCAAACAAGGUUCACAACAAGGGCUUAAAGAGUUUGAAACUGAGAUUGAAAUGCUUUCUCAACUUCGACACCAUCAUUUGGUAUCUCUCAUUGGUUAUUGCAACGAUGACAAUGAGAUGAUCCUUGUCUAUGAGUUCAUGGCUCGUGGGACCUUUCGUGAGCAUCUUUACGAUUCUGAAAACCAACCACUUUCUUGGAAUCAAAGGCUGCAGAUUUGCCUAGGUGCUGCGCGAGGACUACAUUAUCUACAUACAGGUGCAAAGCAAGCAAUCAUUCAUCGCGACGUCAAGUCAACAAACAUCUUAAUAGAUGAGAAUUGGAUGGCCAAGAUUUCGGAUUUUGGACUCUCUAAAAUGGGACCUGGGGGUAUCUCUAGAUCUAACAUUAACAUAAGCACAUUAGUGAAAGGAAGCAUUGGUUAUAUGGAUCCAGAAUACUACACAUUGCAAAUCUUGACGGAUAAGUCAGACGUGUUUUCAUUUGGAGUUGUGUUGUUAGAGGGAUUAUGUGGGAGGCCUCCUAUUCUCCGUGCGGUGGACGGGGAGCGACAAAACCUUGUAGACUGGUUUCAAAGACAUGUUCAUGAGAAUGCCAUCUAUGAGACGGUGGAUCCAUUCAUCAGAGAAAGUAUAAUGCCGGAGUGCUUAAAGGCAUAUACUGAGAUUGCAUUGAAAUGCGUAGCUAAAAAUGGGAAUGAACGGCCAUCGAUGGGUGAUGUGAUGUUAUGCCUAGAGUAUUUAACGGAGACAGUGAACAAAGCGGAGAAGACAAAGCUUGGUGGGACUCUAAAUGAGGACAUUAUUGUUGAAGAAGGAUCACUAUUCGAUGGGUGAUGGAUGUGCCAGUUUUGACUUUUUCUGAUAGUACUAGUUGAAUCUU